AUGUCGUCUUCAUCGCAAGGGGGUCCUCCCUCCGACACCCCCUCCACCACCACCAGGUCCGGCUCUCACACACCUCAGCGAAAACCAUCGGGCAAUCCCUUCAACGCGGCCUCCUACCUCUCCUACCCCGUCAGCCACGUCGUCUCGGGCCUGUAUCGCCGCCUGACUGACCCAAAUAUCGCCGCCCCGGAUUCUUCCGUCAUGCCCUGGUCGUUCUCCUCAUCUGGUGCUUCGUCGGAAGUCUACACCCCGCGCCGAACAGCUUCACCCUUUCAACCACCGCCCCUCACACCUCUAUCCCUGACCAUUCCCAAAGGUGAAGACCUCCUCCAGCAGCAGCUCCUCACGCGGGCCCUCGCCGAAGAAAUCCGUCUCCUCGUCCCCGCCCGCCUCCAACUCGUCGAGAAUUGGCGUCUCGCCUACAGCCUCGAUCGCGAUGGAGCCUCGCUAGCCACCCUCUACGACAAUUGCGAACAAUUCUCUCACCGCAGCCCGCGGGCGGGCUACGUCCUCGUCAUUCGCGACUCCUCCCCAUCCGGCGCCGUCUUCGGCGCAUACAUGACCGACGCGCCACACCCAGACUCGCAGUUCUUCGGCACGGGCGAGUGCUUCCUCUGGCGCGCGAGCGUGCUGCCACCCCCGACCAGCCUGGGACUUGCAUUCUCUGGCGACGGACCUCAAAGCGAAGAGGCGCUCGAACGCGCUGGACGUUGGAGCACGUUCCGUGGCGACCCUAAAUCGAAGGAUACCAAAACGAAGACUGAGACGCCCACACACAACCUUAAUAUGAAUAUCAAGACGAAUCUUGCGGCGGCUAGUGGUGGUGCCCUGGCUCCCCCGUCGCCUUCGUCGAUUAAUACCUCGCGUAGCGGAGCGAGUACUCCUGAGCGCAUUCGAUUCAAGGCCUUCCCGUACAGUGGCGUCAAUGAUUAUAUGAUGUUUUGCGAGACGGGAUUCCUCAGCUUGGGUGGCGGUGAUGGGCACUAUGGCCUCUGGGUUGAUUCCGGUCUCGAGAAGGGUGUCAGCGCCCCCAGUCAGACCUUCGGAAACGAGCCUCUCUCCGACGAGGGUGUCAAGUUCGACAUUAUCGGCAUCGAAGUGUGGUAUGUUGGGUCAUAA
Messenger RNA from Penicillium argentinense, 1119 nucleotides. RefSeq names its product putative oxidative stress response protein Oxr1. Gene Ontology annotation, biological process: response to oxidative stress. The record is from RefSeq and is a predicted model, not a curated record. The coding region runs from base 1 to 1119 and encodes 372 amino acids. NCBI's taxonomy places the organism in Eukaryota, Fungi, Ascomycota, Eurotiomycetes, Eurotiales, Aspergillaceae. Gene Ontology annotation, cellular component: nucleus. The transcript is spliced from 3 exons.